AGGUUUUGGGAGUGGAACCACCAGGCUCCCUCCUACGCAAGGCUGGGGCCUCCGGCAGUGCAGAGCUGGCUUCGUUUUCAGGAAAACAGGAUAAUACAGUGUUGGAAGUUUAUAUGGAUCAGUGGUACGUGCUUAAGAGUGACAGUGGAGAUCAACACUAAGUCUGUUCCUGUAGAUUAAAUUGCAGACUUGAGGCUCUGGACCGACUCACACCAUCGGCAUUUUACUGCUUCUUAGGCUGGUGAUUGUUCCUGAGAAGACAGAAGAUGAUGAGUGAUGCAAGUGACAUGCUUGCUGCAGCCCUGGAGCAGAUGGAUGGCAUUAUAGCAGGUUCCAAGGCGUUGGAAUACUCCAAUGGCAUCUUUGACUGCCAGUCUCCCACCUCCCCAUUCAUGGGGGGACUGCGGGCACUGCACCUUGUGGAGGACUUGAGAGGCUUGCUGGAGAUGAUGGAAGCGGAUGAAAAGGAGGGGCUGCGCUGCCAGGUCCCAGACUCCACGGCGGAGGCUCUCAUCGAAUGGCUCCAAAGUCAAAUGACUAAUGGACACAUAUCUGGGAAUGGAGAUGUUUAUCAAGAAAGGCUGGCUCGUCUGGAAAAUGAUAAGGAAUCUCUUGUUCUGCAAGUAAGUGUGCUUACAGACCAGGUCGAGGCCCAAGGAGAAAAGAUCCGGGAUCUGGAGUUCUGCCUGGAGGAGCACAGGGAGAAGCUGAAUGCCACAGAGGAGAUGCUGCAGCAGGAGCUUUUAAGCAGAACAACCCUUGAAACUCAGAAGCUGGAUCUUAUGGCAGAAAUUUCCACUCUGAAAUUAAAGCUUACAUCUGUAGAGAAGGAUAGAUUGGACUUUGAGGACAGAUUCAGAGACACAGAGGAUUUGAUCCAGGAAAUAAAUGAAUUGCGGUUGAGGGUGGGAGAAAUGGACAAUGAGAGACUCCAGUAUGAGAAAAAACUGAAAACAACCAAAUCUUUAAUGGCCAAACUUUCUAGCAUGAAAAUCAAAGUGGGUCAGAUGCAGUAUGAAAAGCAGCGGAUGGAGCAAAAAAGCCAGAUGCUAAAGGAUGAACUGUCAGCUCUGAAAGACAAACUAGAGCAGAAGGAAGCCGAGGUGAAAAGGUUGCACGAAAAAUUGGUUUGCAAGCUGAAAGGAGAAGGGAUUGAAAUACUGGACAGAGAUGAAAAUUGUAAAAAGAAGCUCAAAGAUAAAAAUAUAGAGGUACAGAAAAUGAAGAAGGCGGUAGAAUCUCUAAUGGCAGCAAAUGAAGAGAAGGAUCGGAAGAUAGAAGAGCUUCGGCAAUCUCUGAACAGGUACAAGAAAGUCCAAGACAUGGUGAUACUGGCUCAAGGUAAAAAAGGCAAGGAAAGUGAAAGUGAAGAUUUGAAUUCAGGGUCUGUUUCCACGGGUUUGUUGGACACACCAAGUCUGACUGACCCAGAGAAAAGCCCAUCCCCAACUCCAGCAACAGCAUCUCCAAUCCAUGAUGAGUUCAAUGUAAAUAUUCAUGAAGAGAAUUCCUUACAGAUCCACACCAGCAUUUUACAGAUUUCAAUCCCUUCCUUUUCAUCGACAUCCAAGAGCUCAGAAACUGUUGCAGAGAGACUGAAAACACACUCUAGGCCAGAUCCUGCAAGUGAAAUGAGUGAAGGAAGAUCAACAGGUUCCUCCCCUGAAACUCAUCUGUGUGAUAGUCCAGUAACUUCCACACUGCAGAAGUCCAGCAGUCUGAGCAGUUUGAGGAAAGACACAUCUGAAGUGGACAGAGACUGUGCACAGAAGCCAGGAGAGCAGGUUAAACCUCCUGUGGAAGGCAAUAAUUUUGCAACCCUCCCUCCCAAGUCUCCUUCCCACGGUGGCACAGGCGACGAGGACAGUUUCGGCACCCGCAAAGCCAGGUCUUCCUUUGGCAGAGGCUUUUUCAAGAUAAAAAAUAACAAGAGGACUGCAAGUGCCCCCAAUCUGGAUCGCAGUCGAAGUGCAAGUGCACCUACUUUAGCUGAAACAGAGAAGGGAUCUGCAGACCACUUAGAUCUGGCUGGCUUGCCCCCUCGCCCAAAAGAAGCAGAUAGUCUGCAGAUGACACCACCUUCUCCAGAUUCCAGGAAAAAGGCCAAGGGAAUCAAGAAGUUGUUUGGAAGACUUAGAAGAAGUCAGUCUACCACCUUCAACCCAGAAGACAUGUCUGAGACGGAGUUCAAAAGAGGAGGGACAAGAGCAACUGCAGGGCCCCGGCUGGGCUGGUCUCGGGACCUGGGGCAGUCCCACAAUGAGCUGGACAUGCCAUUCGCAAAGUGGACCAAGGAGCAGGUCUGCAACUGGCUCCAGGACCAAGGACUUGGCUCUUAUAUCAAUAAUGGCAGGCACUGGAUAUUGUCUGGACAAACACUUCUGCAGGCUUCUCAGCAGGAUCUGGAAAAGGAGCUUGGGAUAAAACACCCUUUGCAUCGGAAGAAGCUCCAGCUUGCUCUGCAGGCACUGGGAUCUGAAGAGGAAAACAACCAUGGAAAACUGGAUUACCACUGGGUUACCAGGUGGCUGGAUGACAUUGGCCUGCCCCAGUAUAAGACCCAGUUUGAUGAGGGGAAGGUGGAUGGCCGCAUGCUCCAUUACAUGAGUGUGGAUGACCUGCUGUCCUUGAAGGUCGUCAGUGUCCUUCACCACCUCAGCAUCAAAAGAGCCAUUCAGGUUUUGAGAAUAAACAACUUUGAGCCCAACUGCCUGCGCAGGAGGCCGUCUGAUGAGAAUAAUGUGACACCUUCCGAGGUCACCCAGUGGACCAACCACCGCGUGAUGGAGUGGCUGCGCUCCGUGGAUCUGGCAGAGUACGCACCCAACCUGCGGGGCAGUGGAGUGCACGGGGGGCUGAUGGUUUUGGAGCCCCGUUUCAAUGUAGAAACCAUGGCCCAGCUGCUGAACAUCCCACCCAACAAGACGCUGCUGAGGCGGCACUUGGCCACUCAUUUCAACCUCCUGGUGGGGCAGGAGGCCCAGCAGCAGAAACGUGAAGCCAUGGAGUCCCCUGACUACGUCCUCCUGACAGCAACUGCCAAAGUCAAGCCAAAGAAACUUACCUUCAGCAAUUUUGGGAGCCUGAGGAAGAAGAAGCAGGAUGAUGUGGAGGAGUAUGUGUGUCCUAUGGACCUGGGGCGAGCAUCUGGGAGUGGAUCGAAGAAGGGCUUUAAGCCUGGCCUGGAUAUCCGAGUAUAUGACGAUGAUGAUUUGGACAGGCUGGAGCAGAUGGAAGAUUCAGAAGGGACGGUGAGGCAAAUAGGAGCAUUUUCUGAAGGCAUCAACAACUUGACACACAUGCUGAAGGAAGAUGAAAUGUUCAAAGACUUUGCCACUCGCUCUCCUAGCACCAGUAUAACAGAUGAGGACUCCAACGUGUGACAGUCACCGCCAGGCACUGACAAAGGCUCGUUCUCCUGCAUGCAAGGACAUCCCUGUUCCACGUGACAGGCAGCAGAUCAUGUACUUUACAUUGCUCUUGCUUCUGUUUGUUGGAAGUAACACUGAGGGGUGGAGAAUUUUAAAGAGAAAAGGAGAAAAAACAAGGUGCCUACUUAAGUUGCCAUAAAAACCACCCAGACACUGGUGAAUGGUAAUUGUUUUAACUCUAUUUAAUGUAAAAACUGGUGGUAUGUUUCAGAGUGUUGCCUUGACAUCGAUGUGGUAUGAUAGUGCUCCUUUUGCUUAUUCGUGGCCUCAGAUAAUCCUUUAUACUGUUUGAAAACAACAGAAGAUGUUAGGUGAAAGUGUUGCAUCUGUAGAUACAGCGCAUCAGCUCUCUCUGCGCUCUCAGCUGAAAAAUAAAAGUUACUGCUCUUUUCUAAGUGCUUUUCUUUGGCACAAGCACCGGUUCAGCCCUAUCCAAUGUAGGAUUCUAGAGAUCCGUGCCCUGUGUAAGCUCCCCUGUAGCUCUUGACUGUUGCUCCUAUUUUUAUACUGUUUUGUAUUAAAAAAAAAAAAAAAGAAAAAAUAA
Molecule: messenger RNA, 3975 nt
Organism: Poecile atricapillus (Black-capped chickadee)
Lineage: Eukaryota; Metazoa; Chordata; Aves; Passeriformes; Paridae
Product: liprin-beta-1-like
Exons: 31
Coding region: 267-3383 (1038 amino acids)
Biological process (GO): neuromuscular junction development
Cellular component (GO): presynaptic active zone
Molecular function (GO): protein binding
Source: RefSeq, a predicted model, not a curated record